ACAUUUUUUUGCCUUGUUCGUACUACCAGGGAAAACACACCUGAGGUUUAAUGUGUAAGCCCUCGGGCCUCUGUGGCCUGGAGCCUGCAGCUUGUAUUGACCUGUUGGCAUCGCUGUUUGUUUUCUGCAGGAUUUGCUGUUGGAUGAGCUGAUGAUGGGCGUGGCCUUGCUCUUGUUGGAAGCUCCUUCAGAUCAGCUGACCAGCCUUCUCAGACUUGCACUGAGUUUGGUCCCUGAACAAGCGGAGGCGUCGCCCUGGUUGAGUCCGGUCCUGAUUCUCCCCGUGUUGCAGCUCCUGUCCUGCUUGGGUCUCACUGAGCCGCUGUCUGACCAGAACACACACAGCACCAACCACAGGCUGGCUCACAGCCUGCUGCGCAGCAUUAGGAGGCCCGCAGAUAAACCCCAGCAGCCUGCCCCAUCACUGCCUCUGUCUCUGAGUUCCUGGUAUAGUGAGCUCAGCGUGUCUUUGUCGGUACUGCGCAAAGUGGCCAACAAUCCAGCAGCAGCGACCGAUUGGCUGUUGGCGGUCAGCUCCGCCCUGUCGUCCAGCCAGCGCCUGUCCUCCUCUCUUGUCCUGAUUGUGACUUAUCUCAUCAUCACGGGUCAGGAAAACAUCUGCCAGCUGGCUUUGAAAGCAAGCCAGGCUGUCGCCGCUGCCGACCCCUGCCAGGUCCCGCCCCUCCUGCUGCUUCUUUUGUUCAAACUGACCAAAGAAAAGAAUCCCGUCCUGGCUCACGCUGUUCUCACAAGCCUGCCAAACCUGGGCACUCAUAAGGUACGCAGCACGACUAAGAAGAACCUGUACUGACUGUGAGCGUCUGGAGACGGGGCUGGAACAUAAGCAGCACCUUUCUACUUCAUCUGAGCGCUCACAGUGUGUUUUAGUCCAUCAUACACACAGAUGAGCUUUUAUCUGUGGGGUCAUCCAGGUCAUGUAGUCUGAGGAGCUUUUCUUCAUCCAGGAGGCUUCUAGACUUUAAAAACCAGUGACCCGGGUGUUCCAAAUA
Pelmatolapia mariae (spotted tilapia) is the source of this 1010-nucleotide messenger RNA. RefSeq names its product focadhesin-like. Bases 152 to 811 code for a protein of 219 amino acids. The transcript has 4 exons. The record is from RefSeq and is a predicted model, not a curated record. Gene Ontology annotation, biological process: regulation of post-transcriptional gene silencing. Lineage: Eukaryota; Metazoa; Chordata; Actinopteri; Cichliformes; Cichlidae.